Molecule: messenger RNA, 2022 nt
Organism: Etheostoma spectabile (orangethroat darter)
Lineage: Eukaryota; Metazoa; Chordata; Actinopteri; Perciformes; Percidae
Product: protein phosphatase 1 regulatory subunit 1B
Exons: 5
Coding region: 229-762 (177 amino acids)
Biological process (GO): intracellular signal transduction
Cellular component (GO): cytoplasm
Molecular function (GO): protein phosphatase inhibitor activity
Source: RefSeq, a predicted model, not a curated record
GUGUGUGUGUGUGUGUUUGUUUUGAGGGAGGGAGGGCGACAUAAAGAGGCGCGAGAGAGGAGGAAGCUGUCAAACGCAACCCAAUAGUCCAAAGAGAGCAGAGGACUGUUGGGACUUCAGUAACAGUUUUGUCAUUUGGUGAGUCAUACAGCGCUUACACAGGAAGUUUAAUCGAAACGGGACUUUUUCGGUGGACAUCUUUGCUGUGGAGGUGACCGGCUGGAUGCCAUGGACCCGCUGCUGCCCGUAGACACGGAGGCAGACAAAGAUGCGAGAAGGAAGAUCCAGUUCUCCGUGCCCUCCUCCGUGCCCACCCAGCUGGACCCGCGACAGGUGGAGAUGAUUCGACGUCGGAGGCCGACACCAGCCACACUCUUUAGAUUGACAGAACCACCAUCCCCAGAGGAAAACAUCGGCCCUCACCAGUGGGUUCUGGGGGAAAAUGGAGCCUUGAAAGCCAACCUGGUUCACACAACCUACCAUCCACCCUCACUUAAAGCUGUCCAGAGGAUGUGCCAGGCCCACCUGGCCUCCCUAGACAUGUCUUCUGUGGACAAAGAGGAUCCCUCUUCUGGGGAGGAAGAGGAGGAACGCGAGAAAGAGAGCCAGCAGACAGCCUCAGCUACAGAUCUAAGGGAAGAAAGCAAACCUCUCAGGGAUCAGUGUGCUCCACCUGACAGUUUGACAGGAAGUGGUCAUCUCAGCCGUCACCACGGAGACACAGAGGAGGCCAAAGAGAGAGAGGAUGUAAAAGGAGAAUGACAAAAGAAUAGGGCUCAGAUGGAGACAUGGUGUAAGUGUGGAACAGUGUUGCAUUGCACACGUACUGUACGGGCAUUGUGUGUGUGCCUGCAUGGGUGUGUGUUAUUUGGGUCUGUGAGUGUGUGCAUGCAUGUGACAAAAGUUGAAUGUGGAAAAGAGAUACAGAGAGAGAGAGAGAGACAGAGAGAGAGGAAAACAGACAGACAUUGAAGGUCAGAAUAUGAAGGACCAAGUAUAUGGAAAAGUUUAACGUAUGGCCAGGGCUGCAAUUCCAAUCAGCCAAGGACAAUGCACAAGAAACAUGAGAACUGCAUUUUCUCAAGCAAAUACAUGUUUGUUUUUUUAGGUUCAGGAUUCAACAGCAUUCUGGGACUUUGGGUAGUUUUUCCAGAAAACUAUAUCCAAGUGUAAAAAAUCAGAUUUUGUUCCAGGGCAUGGAACAUAAUGACACUGGUCGUAAAAAAACACACCUCAAGAACAAUUGUAAAGAGCGUAUGAUGCACACAGCUCAAGAUAAGAUGAAAUAACACACAGUAUAAACCAUCUUAUGCAUAUUUUACAUAUAUGUAAGAUUCUGUUUUAUCUGUAGUGUGAUGGUCAAAAUGCAUAAAAGUUUUAGGGCCGUUAUGGGGUUAUUUUAGUAUACAGUACACAGUUAUAUAGCAGAGUCAAUCCUUAUUGGAAUUUAGCUAAGGAACUGUAGGGCUGCUUACAAAGUUAGUACACAACUCUUUUCAAUUGGCUAUCUUCAACUUUGUAGACGUUUGCAUCCAAGGUCAAGGAAAUCAGAGUAUGGCUUACAGACGUUUUGAGCGCUGCCACAGCCACAGCAGACCAGAUUAAAUAAUAUCCGACUAAUCCAACGAAUCACAAAAAUGCAGCACAGUUUUUAUGGUGUCAUAUUAUGAACAGGCUUUUUUGUAACACGGCGAUGAGCAAGCAUUAUGUGUUUGUGACGGCAAAGAUGAUCGAUGGAGACUGAAAGAAGACCUAUUUUCUUUAAACAAUGUAUAUGAUGAGUGUAUAGGUUCAUUAUUGACCUUGUAUAUAAAUGUUUUGUUUUGUUUUGGUUGCUAAUCAAACAAUUAUAAUGGGUUGUUGUUGGUAUUUGUGUGAUUGUAUGUCUGUAAAAGGAAUCUGUAGGAAUGUAAAAUGCUCCAGUCAUAUCUUUUUUCUAAGAAAAGAAAGACAAAAGGCUUUAUUUGGAUAUUGCAAAUGACAGCAGACAUUGACAUUUAUUAAAUGAAGACCCUGAACACC